Molecule: messenger RNA, 920 nt
Organism: Podarcis lilfordi (Lilford's wall lizard)
Lineage: Eukaryota; Metazoa; Chordata; Lepidosauria; Squamata; Lacertidae
Source: the annotation of a GenBank genome assembly
GACAUUUGAAGGCAGGGGCUCGAAGCUUCAGAACAGAAGUCAACAGAACAGAACAGAAAAAUGGCUGCAAAACAACAAGUGAAAAGGAAGGCUGCGGCUUUGAAGAGAAAGAAGCUCCAGAAGAAAUAUCAGCACAUCAGGAAAAACAAACUCCAGGACCGUAAACAGAGAAAGUUCCCAUCUUGCCUUGAGCAUGGGGUCAAGGAGCCACUUGCCAGAAAUACUGUGAGCAGUAAGGUGGUGAGAAUCUGUUCCCCUAAGCUGUUUACGUCCAAGAUGGUGCGAGAGGUGCUAAAGGCAUACAUUGAGGUCAAAGCCAAGGGCAUGGUUAAAAACUUGCUAACGGAUGUGUACAACCACGUGGCAACGGAAAUAGACCGCUUGAGCCAGAAGAGCCCGUCUGCUACCAUCAGCUGCACUGAUGUCCAAACGGCCUUGAAGGAGGCUGUAGUAAGGGAAUUGGUGAACCACACGUCUGAGCCCCUCAGGAACGAAUGUGCUUAGAGAAACACCCCUCCCCUUCUCCAACAGGGCCAAGAAGGGAGAGGACCAAAAACUGCCCUGAAAAAAGAUCCUUAAAACUUGAGAAACCUUUAAAAGACUUUGCUGCCUGAAUGUGUCUUAAGAAAUCCUGUAAUCUAAGAUACCAGCUUCACCUCAACAAUCUUCAUUGCUUGUAACAAUUGUUCCAUUUAUGGGGAUGUCGUGAAAGACCAUGGGAAAGGAAGCUAAAUUUGGACUACAGACUACACAUGCCCAAGAGAUUUUUCCAUCGCCAUCAGCCAGAAUCAGCAGAGUUCAGUGAGGAAGAACAUAAAUCAAAAUACAUGAGAGAAUUGUUUGCGAGCUGGUUUCUGAAAGAAAAGAAACACCGUAUAUUGUUCGUCCAAUAAAUCAGGAUUUUUAGCAGCCUUAUUCAC